GAAGGAGCCAAACAGUAUUUGGUGAAAAAGGAUCAAGAAUUGGUGCAUUGUUGUAGAGAAUUUGCCCACAUGGAGAACAAUCUCGUGAAUGCAAGAGAUCCCGCUCCAGUGCCUCGUGAAGUAUCAGCUGGAGCAUGGCUAGAUCUACCAGGAAAAUUGAGAGUGUCAUCUGAACAAUUUUUUGACGUGAUGUAA
This is a messenger RNA of Entrophospora candida, 195 nucleotides long. The record is from the annotation of a GenBank genome assembly. Lineage: Eukaryota; Fungi; Glomeromycota; Glomeromycetes; Entrophosporales; Entrophosporaceae.